AUGGACGGCCCGACGGUCAAGCUGGCGGAGCUGCUGCGGCACCCGGACGACCUGGAGAAGAUCUCGGCGCUCAAGUUGGAAUUUGCGCGCAAGAAGGCGGCGGUGGACAGUCAGCUGCGGGCGGGACUGCGCGACCAGCUGGAGACGACACAGAGCGGGAUGACGGGGCUGACGGAAGGGCAGAAGGCGGUGCAGCAAAUCAAGGAGGAGAUGAUGCAGAUCGACAAGCUGUGCUCGGAGAGCCAGAACAUGAUUAAAGAUUUUGCGACGAUCAACCUGGUGUCGCAGGCACAGCGCAACUUUGCGGCGGUGGAGGCGAUGCGGCACAACCUGGAGACAUUCAACGAGCGGCUGGCAGCGGUGGAAGUGAUGCUGCGGGCAGACGACGCGGACGCGGAGAACAUGCCGAACCUGCUGGCGAUCCACUACGAGUUGACGCAGCUGCGGAACAUUCGGGACGAUGCGAUGGAGCAGAUCCAACGGGCAGAGGACGCGAGCCUGCAGUCGACGUUGGAGGACUACUUUGAGCGACUAGACGGGGCGAUCGACUGGUUUGACGAGCACGUGGGCCUGAUUGCGACGAGCCUGAUCAGCCUGGUGACGUCGGAGAACAACAACCUGGUGGUGCGAUUUGCACUGGUGAUCGAGGCGGAGGAGACGAGCGACCAGCGGGUGCAGGCGCUGCAGGACGCGAUGCGGGACCACAAAGAGAUCGCGUCUCGGUUCCAGGGGAUAGCAGACGGGGCAAAGGCAGUGCGGGGAUACAAGGACAAGUUCAUGGAGGCAAUCCGGGCGUUUGGCGAGGCGCAGUUUGAGCACAGCCGAGAGGCGUUUCUGGAGGACCCGAGCCGGCUGGAGAAGGAGCUGCGGUGGUACUUUAACGACCUGAACGCGGUGCGACUGGGAAUGGUGCCACUGAUGCCGAAGAAGUGGCACAUUAUGCGGACAUACACGGGCAUCUACCACGAGCUGAUGCACGGGUUCCUGAUCGGACUGGUGGACGACCCGGAGACGAGCACGGCACACACGCUGGAGAUCAUCAACUGGCCGGACAAGUACUACAAGAAGAUGCAGAAGCUGGGAUUCCCGGCGGACGACGAGGUGUUGACGCCACACGUGCUGGACAACCGGGCAACCGAGCUGGUGCGUGAGUUCCGGCAGCUGAUCAUCAAGUUCCUGGACGAGUGGAUCGAGCGGAUCGGGCAGCAGGAGCGCAAGGACUUUGCAGAGCGGGCGACAGCGGAGGCGAGCGGCGGAAACAACAGCAGUGGCAGCGGAGCGGGCUCGAACCUGGACCAGGAUGAAUACGGGUAUUUCCGGACGCGCAACCUGGUGGACCUGUGGCGGAUGCUGCGGGAGCAGAUCGACGUGGCGGCCAACUCGCAGCGGGCGGACGUGGUGGAGGGCGUGGUGGAUGCCAUGUUUGAGCGGCUGCGAACACGACAGCAGACGGUGCAGAAGAUGCUGGAAGACGAGGCGGCACCGUACGAGGCCGGCCGGGUGCCGGAGCUGGACGGGUUCCAGCCGCUGCAGGACUGGCUGGUGGCGACGGCGAACGACCAGAUUGCGUGCAUUGACGACGGCGAGGAUGCGGUGACGGGUGCGGCGCGGCUGGCGUACCUGUCGAGUUUCCGGGACAAGAUCGAGCCGCUGGUGUCGGCGCAGUUUAUGCAACAGCGGGUGGACGUGGAGAUGGCGGCGCUGCGGGACGGCUACGUGGAUCUGAGCACGUGGUGCAUGGGCCGAUUUUCGGAGCUGGUGUUUGCGGUGGAUUUCCGGGGCGUGAUGCCCGACUUCUUCACGGCGACGCGAUGGUAUGGCGGCACGGCGAUGAAGCAGAUGGUGGCCACGCUGGAGGAGUAUGUGGCGGGCUACCGACAGGUGCUGCACCACUCGCUCGUGGACGUGUUUGUGGAGAUCCUGUCGGACACGCUGCUGACGCGCUAUCUGCUGGCUGUGCGCAACAAGGGCGCCAAGCUGCGGCGGACGGACCCGUUCCAGGACCAGAUCUUUGCCGAUGUGGCGACCGUGUUCGAGAUGUUUGACGCGAUCGGUGCCGGUGGCAGCGGCGGCAGCGAGCUCGUCGCCGGGCUCAAGCAGACGUGGCGCGUCAUGGAGCAGUUCCUCGCCCUGCUCACGACGCCCAAGGAACAGGUCCCCGAGACGUUUGCCGCCUUCAAGACGGCCUACUGGGACCUCCAGAUCGGCUGGGUCGAGGCUGUCUUGCGCGUGCGCGACGACUUUGACCGCAGCAUGCUCAACGCUGUCAAGGCGCGCGCCGCCCAGAUCUAUGUCGAGCGGGGACCGGAGACGAUCAUGAGCAAGGUGAAGUAG
This is a messenger RNA of Grosmannia clavigera kw1407, 2334 nucleotides long. Its product is annotated as exocyst complex component. NCBI's taxonomy places the organism in Eukaryota, Fungi, Ascomycota, Sordariomycetes, Ophiostomatales, Ophiostomataceae. The transcript has a single exon. Gene Ontology annotation, biological process: exocyst localization; exocytosis. The coding region runs from base 1 to 2334 and encodes 777 amino acids. Gene Ontology annotation, molecular function: SNARE binding. Gene Ontology annotation, cellular component: exocyst. The record is from RefSeq and is a predicted model, not a curated record.